Molecule: messenger RNA, 762 nt
Organism: Parnassius apollo (apollo)
Lineage: Eukaryota; Metazoa; Arthropoda; Insecta; Lepidoptera; Papilionidae
Source: the annotation of a GenBank genome assembly
AUGAACGACAUCACACAAAGAAAUGGUAUAGUUGGUGCGAUGAGAGAAUGCCCAAAAACGUUUCUAGAGAUACUCAUGGACUCAUCUUAUGAAAUUAGUAGGCUCACAGACGUGGAGUUAAGGGAAGAAGUAUUGGUCCUUGCAGUAGCGGGCACUGACACUUCAGCAGUUGGGGCUUCGUUUGUAUUGUGCAUGCUUUCACGCUUUCCCGAUAUUCAGGAGAAAGUUUAUGAGGAGUUAUUUGCAAUCUUCGGGGAUAGCGACAGACCCGUUCUGGCAGAUGACCUUCCGAAACUCAAAUACUUGGAAGCUGUUAUUAAGGAAACGUUGAGGCUUUAUCCACCAGUACCUCAUAUUUUCAGAAAAGUUGAUAAAGAUUUAACACUUCCGUCCGGCGUCACAUUGCCUGUAAAUACUGGGGUCCUCGUAAGUAUAUGGUCGAUGCACCGUAAUCCCAAGUAUUGGGGUCUAGAUGCCGAAAAGUUCGAGCCCAAUCGUUUCCUGAAUGGCCAUAAACACCACCAAUAUUCUUUCAUGCCCUUCAGCAAUGGUCCAAGAAACUGUCUUGGCUAUCAGUACGCGAUGAUGUCGAUGAAGACGGUGCUAGCUACAUUGCUGAGAAACUACAAGUUCCUUCCAAAGGCGAUGCCUUGUGAAGCUGAUUUGCAGACACCGUUAACUGUCAAGUGUGACAUCAUGUUACGAGAUUCGGACGGAUUUCAGUUACAAUUGGAAACAAGAAAUAAAGUGAUCCCUAUGUAG